GGCGAGAGAGAAAGUAACUCCAGGACGAGACCGGAGCGACCCGCGCGCAUCGAGCACUAGGCGACGAGGCUGCGCCUGGCGCCCGACACCGGCGGCUGCGGGGGGCGGGGGCUGCGCCGGAGCCCGAUCCGCCGCUCCGGCUCCGAGCAGUGGCCUCGGGAGACUGUGGUCCACCGCAGAUGCGUUUGUUGGAGGGAACAGUGGAGAUUCGGGUCAAGGCGUAAGGCCUGGGGCUUCCAAUGAUACUCUGGGCAGGGAUGGAAGCCUAGAUGCCUCACCGCAAGGAGCGGCCGAGCGGGUCCUCGCUUAACGCACACGGCAGCAGCGGCGGCACCACCUCGGAGGGAGGCAAUAUGUCCCGGCUGUCACUCACCCGGUCGCCUGUGUCUCCCCUGGCUGCCCAGGGGAUCCCACUGCCAGCUCAGCUCACCAAAGCCAACGCACCUGUGCACAUUGAUGUGGGCGGUCACAUGUACACCAGCAGCCUAGCCACACUCACCAAGUACCCUGAUUCCAGAAUAAGCCGCCUCUUCAAUGGCACAGAGCCCAUUGUCCUAGACAGUCUCAAGCAACAUUAUUUCAUCGACCGGGAUGGGGAGAUUUUCCGCUACAUCCUGAGUUUCCUGCGGACGUCCAAACUGCUGCUUCCAGAUGACUUCAAGGACUUCAACCUGCUGUAUGAGGAGGCGCGGUACUACCAACUGCAGCCCAUGGUUCGUGAGCUGGAGCGUUGGCAGCAAGAACAAGAACAGCGACGCCGUAGCCGCGCCUGCGACUGCCUGGUGGUACGAGUCACCCCCGACCUGGGUGAACGCAUUGCACUCAGUGGCGAGAAAGCUCUCAUUGAGGAGGUCUUCCCUGAGACCGGGGAUGUCAUGUGCAACUCCGUCAACGCUGGCUGGAACCAGGACCCCACACACGUCAUCCGUUUUCCCCUCAAUGGCUAUUGUCGACUCAACUCUGUGCAGGUCCUAGAAAGGCUGUUUCAGAGGGGGUUCAGCGUGGCCGCCUCCUGCGGGGGCGGUGUGGACUCCUCUCAGUUCAGCGAGUAUGUGCUUUGCCGGGAGGAGCGGCGACCGCAGCCCACCCCCACUGCCGUGCGGAUAAAGCAAGAACCCCUGGACUAGGCCCUGCCUUGGGGCCCGCCUGAGACCCCCUCACUCCUGGGGCAACCCCAGGGGCAUGGAAACAGUGCCGAGGAGUCCCUGCCUGGUUGUGCUUCACAGACUGAGGGUGGGAAUGAAGGGUCUGAGCUCAUCCCUGGGAGUACCAGCUGUCAUGGCAACAGGAUGAGGGAUGCCUGUGCAAGGACUGUCGAUGUGACCCAGAGAUGCCGGGCUGCACCUAUGCUGCCAGCUUCUAGCCCUUCUGCUCCUCAGCCUGGUACAGCAUCCUCUGCUGGGCCAGUCACCUCAGAGCGGCUGUUUAUCCUCCACGCUUGGCGGACAUUGGCAGGCUUCCUCGUGUUGGAGAUGGCUUAUUUUUCUACAGUAUUUAAAACACAACUAACUGUCGAUGCCCAAGUCGGCAAGGCCAACAAGGACCGUCGCUGCUUUCACGUGGUGCUCAGCUCUCAGCCCAGUGUUGAGCAAGCCUUGCAAAGGAUGUGCUGCCGGCGGUCAGGCCCAGGUGCCUGCUGAGCUGGGGCUGUGGGGACAGAUGUGGCAGGCAGCUGUGGUGGUGCGCCGCUGCCUAAGAUGGAACAGGGCCCCUGGGGCAGGGCAGCCGGGAGGGGGCUCUGGGGGCUAAGUGACUCUGUGACUUUUAUCUGAGACACUCUGCUGCCGCCUGUAACCCAGGCUGUACUUGGUGCACACCUGACCUGCCAAUGCCCAGCAGCUUCCCGUCCCAACUGACUGUGUUCACGUCUGGGUUCUCGGAGAAGUCUCCACCCAUCCAGUCAGCACAGGCCACAGCUUAUCUCAGGAAUGGGCCCUUCUACCAAGGGACCCAUCUGUCACCGCCAGUCUCUGGGUCCCCAGCUCAGGGAGCCACCCUCUGCCCCAACUCCAAUUUCCCCACACUCAUGCACAUGGAGUUUUAAUUAAAUGUACUAAACUAGCCUGUCAGUAAGGCACAGACCCCGGCUUCCCCAGUGCUCCUAACUCCAAAUCCCAACAAGGACUGGCCUGAGAGGUCCUCACAGACCACAGGCCCCAAAGGUGGACACACAGGCCUUGUCACAUCUCCCCUAGUCCUCCCAAGUCGGGGGAUGGCAGAGACCUGAUGAAGGGGCGCCCUGGCCGGCACCCCCUUGUGUAUAAUGCCUGUAGACUUGUAUAUGGCUCCUUUAAUAUUGUAAAGAUGCUGAUGUACAAUUGUUUUGUGUUUGUGUAAACACAUUGCGUUCCUGGUUCAUGCCAUAAAGAACGCUAUAAAGCGGAA
Phodopus roborovskii (desert hamster) is the source of this 2385-nucleotide messenger RNA. It is a transcript of the gene Kctd15, whose product is annotated as potassium channel tetramerization domain containing 15. Gene Ontology annotation, biological process: protein homooligomerization. Lineage: Eukaryota; Metazoa; Chordata; Mammalia; Rodentia; Cricetidae. The transcript has 7 exons. The record is from RefSeq and is a predicted model, not a curated record. Gene Ontology annotation, molecular function: protein binding. The coding region runs from base 270 to 1127 and encodes 285 amino acids.